AAAAGUUCGAGCUUGUUCAUCAUAACGUUGCCGGGAUUCGAACCAAACACCUUCAGUGUCACAGGCAAGCACACUAUACCGCCUCCGCCAUAGAGGCCGUCAAUUGAAGAUGGCUAGUAUCACAAUGACUGUUCGAGGUUAGAUCUCAACAACUAAAUAUUAUCAGAUUCAAAAUGGCGGAAUCGCAGCCGGAUUGCCAGUUACGCCGAAGACGAUCUUCCGGAAACCCUAACCUACCUCUUCACCUCGAUGUGGGCUACCAGAUAGACGAGGGAGGCCCCAGCCAAGGGACCCCGUCUCCCAGCAACAAAUGCCCGCCCAGCUCUCGCCGGACCUCGCAAGCAUUACGGGAUUUCAAAAAUAAACAGCAAUCGUUUGAUAUACAAAUAAUACAAGUCGAAGAAUGUGAAGAAGAAGAAAUAACGAUUGACAGUGACGAUGAGGGUGAAGAUAACGCAAUCGCUAACGCCGACCGUCCCGUGACCCCAACGCCAAUACAAGACUUCGGAGCCAAUGUCGUGUACGUCGAAGGUCCUCAGGUCUCAGACUUCUUGAAAGUGAAUGCAAUUGAACAAGACGGCUACACGGAUGUCUCAGACGCAGAUAGCGAAGAGGAGACCGACCAAUAAACAGGAACUGAAGAAAUAGUAUGGCAAAUUUCGGUUAUCCAAAACUGAAAUCUGCUUAUAAAUUAACGAGACAUCAUGACGUCUCUGUCAGUUUAAUUGAUACCAAACAAAUCUAUUUAGGUAUAAAUCGAAAAUGUAAGAACCAGUACAUUACAUUAUAAUUUAGCAGACUCCUCUCACGUUAGUAAAAGUAAGAUACAUAGGGGAUGUCUUUUACUAACGUGAGAGGUACGGUGCUUAAAAUAAUAAAAAAUACGUAAAAGCCUGGAUUUACACGAUAUUUCUGAGAGGAACUUUUUGCCGUCGAAUUGUCACUGAACGCCACUAGACGGAGCGCUUUAAACAUUCUAAGUAGAAACCGUCCCGCUUAGCAUGCGUAUUUUUGCAGGGGGAAAGUACCAGCCAAUUCUCAUUUUCUAUUAUUCUUUGGGGGCCAAAAUCUGUCAUAAAUCGUCUUGAUACUUUUAAUUGUCGAUGACUCUUUAGGCCCAUACAGAAAAAAGUACACCUACAUUUCGUAUCCUUUCUUUACCUUGCCUUAUCGAUCUUCAGUCCGCCAAGCGAGCGUUUAUGGCU
Messenger RNA from Amyelois transitella, 1205 nucleotides. RefSeq lists its product as uncharacterized. Bases 174 to 629 code for a protein of 151 amino acids. The record is from RefSeq and is a predicted model, not a curated record. Lineage: Eukaryota; Metazoa; Arthropoda; Insecta; Lepidoptera; Pyralidae. The transcript is spliced from 3 exons.